AUGCCCCGGGGCGCGGCGCCGCACGUCGCGAGCGCGGACUACAACUCCCGUGGCGCAGCGCGCGGCGUGGCGCGGGCGCAGGCGCGGCGGGGCACCCCGGAAGCGGCCGGAGAGGCGGAGCGGCCGCGCCCGGCACUGCCCGGCCCCGGGCGGCCCCGGCGGCGGCCGUGCCAUGCGGCGCUGAUGGAGCCCAACGCCUUCCCGCAGCUGCAGCUGUGGUGCCCGCGCCCCUUCGGCACCUUCUCCCAGAACAAACCAUGCGCCACCGCCGCCGCCACCACCGCCACCACCGCCACCGCCGCAGCCCCCCGCAAACCCCCCCUGGGCGGGCGCCCCUCGGAGAACACCCCCCCCCCGGAGCCCCCCGAGCCCGGCGCGGCGCCGGCGCCCGCGGCCGAGGACGGCCGGGUGCUGCUGGACACUUGGUACGUCAUCAAGCCGGGCAACACCAAGGAGAAGGUGGCGUUCUUCGUGGCGCAUCAGUGCGGUGGCACCGGUGGCGUCACCGGCGGUGGUGGUGGCACCGGCCGCGCCAGCACCAUGAAGGUCAAAGGCAACUGGGGCAGCGACAGCUCCAAGGCCAAGCGGCGCCGGCGCUGCCACGACCCCAAAGCCAGCGUCGGUGACACCCCCAAGGACGCUCCCACCGGUGACACGGACGGCGCCGGCGACGCGCCGGACCUGCUGUCGGUGGCGGAGAUGGUGGCGCUGGUGGAGCGGCGCGCGGCGCUGGCCCUGCAGAGCCUGCCCCGGCCGCCCUGCGACGCCCCGGCCCCGCUGGUGCUGCUGGAGGCGCCGGGCGGCCCCGAGUGCCGGCGAGUGGCCGCGGCGGUGGCGCAGUUCGAGUCGCAGCAGCAGCGCGGUGGUGGCGGUGGUGGCGGCCGGCCCAACGGGUUGUGCCGAGGUGGACACGACGGCGGCACCGAGCGCGCCGCAACGGCGACGGCGGCGACAACACCGGGCGAGGUGAGGAUCGCCUUCCGCAUCUCCAGCGGGUGCGACCAUCCCCGCGCGGCCACCGCGGCGGCGGCCACCGCCAGCGCCGUCCCCGAGCGGCCGCGCGCGCUGGGCGCCAAGGACCAGAUCACCUGCGACCUGUACCGGCUGGUCAGCCCGGCGCGGGCCGGCGUGGAGCUGCUGCUGGCCACCUCAGGGGACAAGGACGGCGGUGACGAGGUGACCGCAGCGCCGGAACCCAACGCCGGCGCGGCCGAAGGUCCGGCAGCGUCGUCAUCAUCGUCCUGCACGUCCGGCUUCCACGUGGACGUGGUGGUGACGGGCGUGGUGGACCAGUGCGUGUUCUUCGGCAAGGACAGCGCCAAGCAGGUGACCGAGGAGACGGUGCGGCUGCCGGACGAGCCACCACCGCCUGGACAGCUCUUUUUACUGCCCGGCCGGCCCGAGGAGCCGGCGGCCGCCGCGGCCGCGCCGGGCGGCCGGGAGUCACCGGGCGACCCGGCGCUGUGCCGGCUGUACCGUCACGUUUCUCACGACUUCCUGGAGAUCCGCUUCAAGAUCCAGCGCCUGCUGGAGCCGCGGCAGUACAUGCUGCUGCUGCCCGAGCACGUCAUGGUGAAGAUCUUCAGCUACCUGCCCACGCAGGCGCUGGCCGCCCUCAAGUGCUCGUGCCACUACUUCAAGUCGAUCAUCGAGACGUUCGGCGUGCAGGCCACGGACUCGCGGUGGAACCGGGACCCGCUGUACCGCGACGACCCCUGCAAGCAGUGCAAGAAGCGCUACGAGCGCGGGGACGUGUCGCUGUGCCGCUGGCACCCCAAGCCCUACCACCACGACCUGCCCUACGGCCGCUCCUACUGGAUGUGCUGCCGCCGGCCGGACCGGGACGCGCCGGGCUGCCGGACGGGGCUGCACGACAACAACUGGGUGCACCCGGCCGGCCGCAGGGAGGACGGCAGGUGAAGGAUGGACGGAUGGACACACGGAUGGACACGCGGACGGCGCGGGGUGGGAAGGGAUGGGGUCGUGGAAGGAAGGAUGGAAGGA
This is a messenger RNA of Catharus ustulatus (Swainson's thrush), 2004 nucleotides long. It is a transcript of the gene FBXO46, whose product is annotated as F-box protein 46. Lineage: Eukaryota; Metazoa; Chordata; Aves; Passeriformes; Turdidae. The coding region runs from base 1 to 1920 and encodes 639 amino acids. The transcript is spliced from 3 exons. Gene Ontology annotation, molecular function: protein binding. The record is from RefSeq and is a predicted model, not a curated record.